Messenger RNA from Amoebophrya sp. A25, 502 nucleotides. NCBI's taxonomy places the organism in Eukaryota, Dinophyceae, Syndiniales, Amoebophryaceae. The record is from the annotation of a GenBank genome assembly.
CGAAAAUAGGAUGAACAAGUAAGUGCAGGCGUUAACUUUAAGUGUACCCUUAUCAUGUUGAUGUGCAUAGUUGUUGAUGUGCAUAGUUUCCCAAGUAGAUGACGAGAUGCAAGAAUAUAGAGUUAGAGAUUAUAGAAAAAUCUAAAUCACACCAAGAAGGAUACUCGCACAUGAUCAUUAGGUUGUUCGUCAGUAUUUUUAUUCUCCAAUUUUUGUUGUGGUUGCUAGCUCAGUGUCAAUUUUGUUAGUUCCUCAGUUUAUUCCGUAAAUUCCCGAUAUUCGUAUUCGUUGAACAAUACCGAUUGUUCCGCAGAUUCCGUAGAAAAAAUCUAGAGAACAUCUCAGAUUGUUCUUCACUGUCUUAUUUCAGCUCCAGUUUUUCUUUUCGUAAACCAACCAAAAGCAUAUAUGUCAUAACCAAGUGUGUGUGAGCAUGUUGUCAUGAGGAUUUGGCAGUCAUUCUACUUGCAGAUACGAAGCAUGAACGUGAUGGAGAAUGCCG